AUGCCUGCCAACCACUCGGUCUUCAGCCCUCCGGCGUUCCUCCUGACAGGCUUUCCGGGGCUGGAACAUUUCCACGUCUGGAUCUCCAUCCCCAUCUGCUCCAUGUACUUCGUGGCCAUCGCUGGGAACUGCACCAUCCUCUUCAUCAUCAGGACGGACCAAACCCUCCACGAGCCCAUGUACUACUUCCUGUCCAUGCUGGCGCUCUCAGACCUGGGCUUGUCUUCUGCCACUUUGCCCACCGUGCUGAGCGUCCUCUGGUUCAACCACCGCGUGAUCCACUUCGAUGCCUGCCUGACCCAGAUGUACCUCAUCCACACCUUCUCCAUUGUUGAGUCUGGCAUUCUACUCUCCAUGGCCUUUGAUCGCUUGGUGGCCAUCCGCAACCCACUGAGAUACACGAUGAUUUUGACAAAUGACGCCAUUGUCAAGAUUGGGCUGGGGGUCGCCCUCCGAGCUGCCUUCCUCGUCUUCCCCGCUUCCUUCCUCUUAAAGAGACUGCAGUAUCGUAAAGAGAACCUCUUGUCAUAUUCCUUCUGCGUUCACCCAGAUAUCAUGAAAGCUGCAUGUUCAGACAGAAGAAUCAGCAGCAUUUAUGGCUUGCUGGUGAUGCUCUCCUCCACAGGUGUGGAUUCUCUGUUGCUCGUCCUGUCGUACAUCAUGAUCCUGAGAACUGUCCUGGGUGUUGCUUCCAAGGAGGAACGUUUCAAGGCCCUGAACACCUGCAUCUCCCACAUCUGUGCCGUCCUCACCUUCUACAUCCCCAUGCUUGGCCUCACGAUGAUCCACCGAUAUGGGAAGAACGCUCCCCCCAUCGCUUACAUCCUCAUAGCCAAUGUCUACCUGUUGGUGCCCCCUCUGGUGAACCCAAUUGUGUAUAGUGUGAAGACGAAGCAGAUCCGUGCACGCAUAAUUGGGAAGUUCCGGAGGGAGUAG
Molecule: messenger RNA, 936 nt
Organism: Eublepharis macularius
Lineage: Eukaryota; Metazoa; Chordata; Lepidosauria; Squamata; Eublepharidae
Product: olfactory receptor 51G2-like
Exons: 1
Coding region: 1-936 (311 amino acids)
Biological process (GO): G protein-coupled receptor signaling pathway
Cellular component (GO): membrane
Molecular function (GO): G protein-coupled receptor activity; olfactory receptor activity
Source: RefSeq, a predicted model, not a curated record